This is a messenger RNA of Colletotrichum karsti, 1440 nucleotides long. RefSeq names its product MFS sugar transporter. Gene Ontology annotation, molecular function: carbohydrate:proton symporter activity. Gene Ontology annotation, biological process: carbohydrate transport; transmembrane transport. The transcript has a single exon. Gene Ontology annotation, cellular component: membrane. NCBI's taxonomy places the organism in Eukaryota, Fungi, Ascomycota, Sordariomycetes, Glomerellales, Glomerellaceae. The coding region runs from base 1 to 1440 and encodes 479 amino acids. The record is from RefSeq and is a predicted model, not a curated record.
AUGACGACGUUCAAGCACUCCUUCGGCGAAUUCUCAGCUACGAUACACGGCGCUGUCGUCUCCACACUUUUGGUGACGGGGAUGAUCAGCGCUUUACUCGCUGGUAUGCUGGCAGACCAGCUCGGACGAAUCGCCAUGAUAUCGACGGGAGCCGCCGUGUUCGGGCUCGGUGCGGCCAUCGAGUGCGGCGCAAUGCAUCUCGCCAUGUUCAUUGCUGGCCGCGCCGUCAAAGGCCUCGGGACCGGGUUGUUCGUCAGCACCGUUGCCGUCCAGGUCUGCGAGACCACCCCAGCAAAGACGCGGGGUUUCUGGGUUGCGUUUUCUCAGUUCACGAUCACGGUCGGCUUGGCGGUCGGGUACUUUCUGUGCUAUGGCACCGGCCGGAUUGCGGACUCUUCGGCGUCGUGGCGCGUUCCUCUGGCAGUCCAGUCGAUACUUGGUUUCGGGUUCGCAGCGACCACUCUUCUCGUACCGCCGUCGCCUCGGUGGCUGAUUGCCAAAGGACAAGUCGAUAAAGCUCGUUUAGUUGUCUCUCAGCUCGGGAUAAGCGAGGAAGAGCAACAGGAGAUGUUGUCCCAGAAGGGCGAGGCUUCGAUACAUUCCUCGAACUUGACCCUGAUACAAAACCUCAAAGAGACCUUCAGAGAGUUCCGAAAAGCGUUCUCUCCCGAAUACCGCUCCCGCACCGCGUUUGGCUGUUUCUUGAUGGUCGUACAACAAACCGCUGGAAUAGACGGAAUACUGUAUUAUGCUCCGCUCAUGUUCCGGCAAGCCGGGAUGGCCUCUGAGGAAGCAACUUUCCUCGCGUCUGGCGUCUCAGCGUUAGUAAUCAUGGCGGUGACAAUACCGGCCACCAUUUUUGCGGAUAGAUGGGGUCGACGGAGCUCCUUCUUGGUCGGCGGCGUAGGUAUCACAGUCAUCAUGUUCCUCAUGGGAUCGAUGUACGCGGCAGAUCAAGUGCGUGGCGACAGCGGUGCCGGACGAUGGGUUGUCAUCAUCUCGAUCUACUUGUUUGCCGUCGUAUUCAAUAUGACGUGGGCGAUCUGUGUCAGGGCUUUCCUGGUAGAAAGUCUGCCGCGAGAAACGAGAUCGAGUGGUGCAGCAUUGGGGCAGAGUGCGAACUGGCUCGCCAACUUCGUCGUGGCUCUCACAACUCCACCGUUUCUCGCCGCGUCGUCAUAUGGGCCAUAUUUCUUCUUUGGCGGCAGUACUAUUCUCGCUGUUGUGGUGGCUUGGAUAUGGAUGCCUGAAACGAAGAACCAGAGUCUGGAGGCGAUCGAGGCAGCAUACCUGGAGCGGAAAUCCGGAAACAAAGGAGAGAAGAACAGAUGGUCGAUCAGCAUACAAACACCAGACAUGUCUAGAAGAUCCAGUGUCAUCACCCCGGGGAAAGAGCACAAGAGUUGGCCAGGCGCAGCGACGCUGAAAGGCAAAGCGUGA